UGGAAUUCAACUCUAUCUUCUUUCCAUAGAUUCUGAUCGGAUACAAAAAAAUACUUGCAAGACGUUUAGUACGGAACGGAAACUUUUUAGGUACCUGAGCACGAUUAGAUAAAACAUUAAUCAUAAGCAACAUCACGAGAAAAAAAAUCAUUUCAUCAAGUCUAAAACGAGUUUGUUAUCCAUACUCGUGAUUUUCGCUAAUACGCUAUUUUAAUAAAGUAGAUGUAAUAAAAGAAAUAAAAGCAAAUUAGUUUUGCAGCUUUGCGUGUUCUUCUCAUGAAUUAACGAACUCUUCGUGGAAAUAUUUCCACGUAACGUUGUUUCGUGUAUUUCUCCAAUAAAAAUAUAUUAACCACUGGAAUUUCACUUUUCUAUCUUUUAUUCUACUUCUCCUGAUUUCUCUUUCACACAAGAUAUUAUUUAUAUACUUUUUGGUAGAAUUAUUUAUAUAAACUUAUUUUCAAAGAUUUAGUUUUUGCUUGCGUUGUAAAGAACAAAAAGGUAUGCGUUUUUAAUUUGGAAAACAAAAGAUUAUGUUAGUUCUUUAACUUUCAAACAAAUUUACUAAAAAUAUGUAAAAUAUAAGAUUAGAUUAUGUUAACUUUUGAAUUCAGGACUAAACUCGAAUGAAUGUUUGAAAUCUUAAACAUCCGGAGCUAAAACUGCAUAGAGAAAAUGUAGUUUAUCAUGUAUUUAUUUCGUUUUUUAGCUGAGCAUUGCUUUCUAAUUCUAUUUUUCAUAUAUAUUGUAUAUGAACCUAAUAUUCCAUUUUAACAUAACAACAGAUCUUGGAUAUAUAGUUAUAUGUACCUUUUGAAUGAAUAAUAACAAUCACGCCAAAAAAAAAAAAUUGACACCUAAUUUCUUAUUCAUUUAAAAUGUUGCUCCAAUAAUCAUUUUUAUAUUCCAAAAAUUAGUAAGUAAAAAAAUCUAACAAAACAAACAAAAAAAUCUCUUCUUAUACAUCACAAACACUAUAAAUGCAUUCCAUAACCGCUACAACUCCCCACACCAGCACCACUACCGCACUACUCCAUUCUUCUCUCUUUAAGUAUCUCUAAAGUCUAAACAAGUGUACGUUAACGACAUACAAUGGCUUCCCUUCUUGUUCUCUUCGUCUUCUUCUUCAUCUCCUCUUGUUCUGCUCAAUCCUACAAUGUCUUGUCUUUUGGAGCUAAACCGGACGGAAAAACAGACGCAACUAAAGCGUUUAUGGCGGUUUGGGAAACCGCUUGUGCCUCGUCUCGUCCAGUAACCAUUGUAGUUCCUAAAGGCCGGUUCUUGUUAAGGAGCCUUAACUUCGACGGUUCCAAGUGCAAGCCUAAGCCUGUUACAUUCCGUAUCGACGGUUCGUUGGUGGCUCCGGCUGAUUAUCGAGUAAUCGGAAAUGAAGACUACUGGAUUUUUUUCCAGCAUCUCGACGGCGUCACCGUCUACGGCGGAGUUUUUGACGCUCAAGGAACUUCUCUAUGGGAUUGUAAAAAAUCCGGCAAGAAUUGCCCCAGCGGAGCCACGACUAUAGGGUUUCAAAGCUCAAGCAACGUCGUGGUUUCCGGGCUGACGUCACUCAACAGCCAGAUGUUCCACGUCGUCAUCAACGGUUGCAACAACGUAAAGCUUCAAGGAGUUAAAGUAUUAGCCGCAGGAGACAGCCCCAACACAGACGGUAUCCACGUUCAGUCUUCCUCAACCGUCUCUAUCUUCAAUACAAAAAUUUCCACCGGCGACGAUUGUGUCUCCAUCGGUCCAGGAACUAACGGUCUAUGGAUCGAAAAUGUCGCAUGUGGUCCGGGUCACGGCAUCAGCAUUGGGAGCUUGGGGAAAGAUAGCGUGGAGGAAGGUGUACAGAACGUGACAGUUAAAACGGUGACGUUUACGGGAACAGAUAACGGAGUCAGGAUCAAAUCAUGGGCCAGGCCCAGUAGUGGAUUCGCUAGGGACAUCCGUUUUCAACAUUGUGUUAUGAACAACGUAGGGAACCCAAUCCUUAUCGACCAAAACUAUUGUCCUCGUAACGAAAAUUGCCCUCGCCAGGUUUCGGGUAUCAAAAUCAGCGAUGUGUUGUUCGUAGAUAUACAUGGAACAUCGGCGACUGAAGUUGGAGUGAAACUUGAUUGUAGUCCAAAGAAACCGUGUACCGGAAUUAGACUUGAGGAUGUGAAAUUAACGUACCGGAAUAAACCGGCUGCAUCGGCUUGUGUUCACGCAGGAGGAAUCGAAGCCGGAUUUCUUCAGCCAAACUGCCUUUGACAACAACAAUAUAUAUAUAUAAGAUUACUUAAAGUUUAUUAGCAGUGAUAUUGUAAAUUAUAGUUUCCUUGUUUAUGUUCCAAUACAUAUGGCUCGGGAUCACACGGAUGGAAGUUAAAAUGCAUGAGCCUGUGGCGUUUGAAGGCACACUUGAGCCUAGAGCCUGGCCUUGCUUAGUUGCUUUGUAGAUUAUAGUCCAUUGCAACCAUUGAUCGUUUUGAUAUGUGUUGUGGAAGUUGUGUUGUUAUUGAUUAAAUUUAAUAUUAAUCUCCUUUUUCUGUUUUGGAGACUUUCUUUAUGAAUUAUAGGUUUAAUUUUUAUAUUAUUUAUAGAUUUUACAGUUGCAUUUUUGUUAAUAAUACAAAAUAUUAAAAGACAAGCCUCCUCAAUUUCGCGCCAUUUCCCUUGUGUUUGUAUUACCAUGGUGGCUAGUUUGUUUCGGUUGGCAAAUGAGGCUUGCAUUGUUCUAGUGGCUCCGUAUUUUACUCUUCUAUGUAAAGAAAAUGUGUACUUGUUUUUUCCUUGAGAAAGGGCCUUCUAAAAUGUGUAAUUAUUUUAAGUCACUGUAAUUUAACUUUUAAACUUCAAAGUGGAAUAUUCAUAGAUAUUAAAUUCGAUCACUUUUUAUUGAUGCAUAUCAUUUUACUAUAUGAACCUAGGUGAGUUUUGGGUGGGGCAAAUGCCACAUACAAAAAAAAAAGAUUCAUUAGCUUUUUUGAAAACUGAGAAAAUGCCCCAUGCACACUAGGUUGAAAACUUUGUUAUCUAAAUGGUGUGCCACAUGUUGUCACAUUUUCUGGAUCCGCCCCCGGUUAAAUAGAUUUUUUAAUUCAUUGAACAUAGUCCACAAAAUUGAUUUUUCACAAAAUUGAUUUUUCACAAAAUUGAUGUUUCUGACUGGCCAAAAGCAAAUAAUAUCUUUUUGAACAUACACAAACAAAGAUACUACAUGGAUAAAAAAAAUCAAGAAACUGAAUCUUACGUAAUGAAGUGUAAAUUUAACGCAUAUGAUAUACGAAUCUCGUGGCACCACAAGAAAAUGAUACAUCCUUUGUUUAAUGCAUGUUUCCUGUAUUUUACAAUUAUUACAUUUAUUUAAUACUUCAUGUAUUGUUUUGAAUGUGCAUCCCCACAUGGUUGGGUUAACGGAAUGAUUCUAGGUUUUCUUAUUCAUAUUGCUAAAAAUAUCAAUCCAUCGUAUCUCGAUUGGUAAAUCCACAUUCGACUAAAAUCAACCAUUAUUUUCCAAAUUUCCCUUAGUGUUUUGGCUAAAUUCUAGAAAUCAAUUUUUCAAACAAAAAAAAACGGUCUAGAAUUCAACCAUUUAUCCACUGACCUUGAAAUUUAUAAAGUGAUUUUAAUUAUAUUUAAUCAAUGCUUACUUAAAAACAAAAAUAUUAUAUAAGCUUCCUAUUAUUAGGACUAGGUAAGGAACCCCGUGCGAUAUCGCACGGGAACUCAUUUUAUAAAAACAAAUAAACCAUACUUUAUUAUUCCAAAGUAAACCACUAUGAAUAAUAGUUCCAAGAUUAUCAUAGUUGUAAUAAUUCAUCUCUAAAUAUUACCAUCAGUAUUAGUUGCAAUGGUUCAUACAAAUAUAAUAUUAUAAAAUAACUAAAUUAUCCAAAAUUAAAUUAUCAAAAUAUUUUUAGCCAAUUUAAAUAUUUUUAAAUGCAUAUAAAAUAGAUAUGAAAAUAAACUAAAAGAUAACUCAUUAACACUUUAACUUAGCAAAAAAAACUCAUUAACACUUUAUGCCAAGUCUAUAAUGUUGGGGUGACUUCGCCGGAAGGAAUUGUUGUUAGAAUAUAGAUUGUUUCUUCUUGAAAAAGACAAUACAAAAGUUUUACCUUUUUUUUUUUUAACUGAACAAAAGUUUUACUUGUGAAAUAGAAGAAAACAAAUUACGUUUGUAACGACAUGCUCUGUUUCAUGACUGAGAAACAGUAUGAAAGAAAAUUAAAUUUAUUAAUCUAUUGUUGUUCACAUACACACACGGUAAUUUCUACAUAUCAUGUUUUGAUCUAUAUAUAGAGAUCAAAGGUUGUGAAGAAGAGAGAUGACUCUUAACCUAAGAGACACAACUAUCCAAUCUAAAGUCACGACUCGUACACACACCUUUUAAUACAACAUUAUUACUUAGUAAUAUACGACAAAAAAACUCAAUUGCAAACUAACAAGGAGAAAAAAACGUUUGCCGGCCGAUGACCACAUCGAUGAAGGGGGAGAUGCUUUGUAACUCUAUUUUUAUUCCUUUCUCUACUUCUCAAAAGCCAUAAAAAAACCAGUGAUAAAACUCACUGUAUUGAUUCCAAUUAUCAACAAGUCAAUUAUGGGGCUGUUACUUAGAAAGAAGGGAGAUUCGACAGAAGGGAGAAGAAGAAAGACGUUAUAACGUGGCAUCUCAUAAUUUAUUUAUUUCAUUUUUUAAUUAAAAAAUUAUUUGCUAAUUCUGCUAUUUAACCUUUUUUUUAAAUAUGUAAAUUUGUGCAACCAAUCUACACUAAGUUAACCGUUCCUAUAUUAAGUAAAGUUAAAUAAUCUACCAAAAAACAUACCUUCACGAUUUUAAAAUACGGAAGGAAGACUAAAAGAAUAGAAAAUAAGAUGAAAAAUGAAUAUAAAUGCAAACCCAGAAGAACAACAGUAUGACAAGAGAAAAAAAAACUAUAUACAUAUAUAUAUAUAUAUAUUUUUUAAAAAAUCUGCUUUAAAAAGUUCAAUAUAUAGAAACCUGAAAAGGUACAUCGUUUACUGCUCUAGAAGAAAGUAUGUAUUGUUUGAGAUGAAAACUCUUUAGAGAGGAAUUGCGAGAAGACAUAACUCAUAAGAAAUUUAAGAAAAAAAAAUUAAAACCCUCGGAAAAAAAAACAGACAAUUAUGACCAUCGAAUUGUAGCUCCUCGCUUUUUUAAAAACUAUGAAAAUGUACGUUUGUUACUUUAAAUGGAAUGUGCUGUUCGAAAAAGAAACUAUUCAGAGAAGAGUUGCCAAAUAUUAUUUUCUUGAUGACAUAAAUAUUCAUAGCAAAAAUAUCUUUUAUCCCUUAUAUCAUAAAAACAGAAAAAUCUGACCGUUAAAUUGAAAAAAAAAAU
Messenger RNA from Brassica rapa (field mustard), 5344 nucleotides. Its product is annotated as polygalacturonase. NCBI's taxonomy places the organism in Eukaryota, Viridiplantae, Streptophyta, Magnoliopsida, Brassicales, Brassicaceae. Gene Ontology annotation, biological process: carbohydrate metabolic process. The record is from RefSeq and is a predicted model, not a curated record. Gene Ontology annotation, molecular function: polygalacturonase activity.